This is a messenger RNA of Chondrus crispus (carragheen), 214 nucleotides long. RefSeq lists its product as hypothetical. The coding region runs from base 1 to 114 and encodes 37 amino acids. NCBI's taxonomy places the organism in Eukaryota, Rhodophyta, Florideophyceae, Gigartinales, Gigartinaceae. The transcript is spliced from 2 exons. The record is from RefSeq and is a predicted model, not a curated record.
AUGAAACUGUACCGCCACAACCAGAAGGGAUACUGGGAGAAGGUGAGCCGAUGGACAAUCCUCAAAUACGAGAAUGACGGCAAGGAAGGCGACAAUAUCGUUGAUGAUGUAUAGUAAGUUUUGACUCUGCUUGUUCCUACGUCGGUGCGCACCAGCAGGGACAAAUGGGCACCCGUCUAUCUACUCUUGUAUAAAGCAACUACCAAUUCCCAAA